Molecule: messenger RNA, 985 nt
Organism: Lycium ferocissimum
Lineage: Eukaryota; Viridiplantae; Streptophyta; Magnoliopsida; Solanales; Solanaceae
Product: nodulin-related protein 2-like
Exons: 2
Coding region: 53-538 (161 amino acids)
Biological process (GO): regulation of abscisic acid biosynthetic process; response to heat
Source: RefSeq, a predicted model, not a curated record
AGCAAAUCUUCAACACAAUUAACUCUUCUUUUCUUCACAAGAAAAAAAAAUCAUGAAUUUUCUCUCAUCUUUGUCCAAGGGUGCAGGUGGCCAAUCCACCGACGAGCCCAAAAAAACCACCGGCGAAGAAUCAGGUUCCACAACUGAGCUUUUUGCCAGUGCAAAAGUGUUAGCAGAAGCUGCUCAAAGCCACAUCAACAAAGAUGGAACCAAAGUCGAUAACAAAAAGGUAGCUGAAGCUGCUGCUGAUGUCCUUGAUGCUGGACAGAAAUAUGGAAAAUUAGAUGAAACUCAAGGAGUUGGACAAUACAUUGAAAAAGCCGAAACUUACCUCCACAAGUACGGUUCUGGCACCGGCACCGCCACAGACAAGCCUCCAACCGCCGCACCGGAAGAAACAAAAGCUCCGGCAGCAGCAGCGGAAGCAGCACCGGCGCCUACUACGGCACCGGUUACUGAAGGAGAGCAUGAAGAGGAAAAGAAGAGUGGAGGAUCAGAUUAUCUUAAGAUGGCUGGUGACUUCUUAGGCAAGAAGUGAGUUAAGAGAUAAUUAGUUUGGUAAAAACAUAACUCAAAUUAUUGCUUUUUUUCGCGAGUUUUACUUUUCAAUUAUCAGUUGUUUCCUUUUCUAUUUGAACUGUCACAAUCUAUGUAUUAAAAGACACGUGGUUGAUUAGAUGAUGAUAGAUAGAAAUUAUCGAGGCGUGUUUUAGUACAUCGUGAUAGUUCAGUAGAGAAAAGAAACUACCGAUUAUUGGGGUGUAAAAUUCGCAAAGAAAAUAGUAGUUCAGAUAUGUUUUGUACCUCUUUAAUUAAUUGUGGCCUGUGCUUUUUAGUUAUGGCUGUUGUGUUCUAGGUUUCUUUUCGUUUCACUUUCUUAUGGAAUAUGUAUGUAUGUAAGUUGUGUGUGUAUGUAUGUACUUCAGUGUGAUUUUUAGAGUGUAAUUUGUGUUGUAUGGAUUAAUUUGUGGUCUUCUUCCCUUUA